AAUUGCCCACAGUCGAGGAUAUUCUUCAUGGAGAAGAUGGGGUUGAUGAAGAAGGUACCCUUGUCCAAUAGACGACAGGAAUCUGAUGAAGAAGGUACCCUGUCCUAUAGACGACAGGAAUCUGAUGAAGAAGGUUUGGAUGGAUCUUCAAGCAUUGUGCAGAGUGAACCGCAUAAAAGAAGUACAGGAGAAAACAACAAACAUACCAAGAAAAGAGCCUGGACACAGGAAGAAAAUGACUGCCUGAAGAAAAAGUUUAAAUUUUAUUUUGCUGGUGUCAAAAGCGUCCACAAUGCGGACAUGGUGGAUGCUCAAAAACUGUGUCCAUCUCUUUGCCUUCGGACGAAGGCCCAAAUAAGGGCAAAACUGAAUAACAUGAAACUGGGGAAAUUGACUUAGGAGAUCAGAAAAAGUUCAAAUUUUAUUAAUGGUUUGUUAUAUCAUCAAAUUGCCUGUUGUCCGUGGUUCUCCAACCAUCCAUAAACAAUUCUUCUUACCACUAUUUCUCAGAAAGUACUGCAGGAAUCUUUCUCAAAUUUCAUUUGUAGAUUUCCCUUGGUCCCUAGUUAUGCAUAUUGUAUUUUGAGACUGAUUUAAAAAAAGAACUUGGCUACCAGACGGCCAUCUUGGGUUAUGAGAGCUGAAGUUUGUUAUCGCCAUUUCUCAGGAAAGUACUGGAGGGAUCUCCCUUGGUCUCUAGUUAUGCAUAUUAAAUUCUGAGACUGGUCAGAAAAACAUCAUAGCUGCCAGAGGACCAUUUUGGAUUUUGAGAGUUGAAGUUUAUCGCUUUCUCUGAAUGUGCUGGAGGUAUAUUUCUCAGAUUUGAUAUGUUGGGUUCUCUUGGUCCCUGGUUGUGCAUGUUACAUUUUGAGACUGAUCUUAAAAAGAAUAUGGCCGUCAGACAAUCAUCUUGGAUCGCUAUUUCUCAGAAAGUACUCUAGGGAUCUUUCUCAAAUUUCUUUGAGGGGACAAUGUCAAACAUAGUAGUGUGAAGUUUUGAUUAAAGCAACAAAAUUAUGUUUUCACUGUUGAUGUGAAUUGAACAGAUGGAAAAGAAUGGAAAAUAUCAAUAGAACUAAUGUAUAUCUUACAACGGUGGGCGCCAAGAUCCUUCUGAGUUCUCUUAGUUUCGCUUGUGUAAAGAAAAGCAUUCCCAAUGUGGACAUGGUGGAUGCUCAAAUAUUAUGCCCAUCUCUUUGACUAAAUCUGGUUGAAACUGAAUAACAUGAAACCCAGGAAAUACAAGUAGGCUGAUGUGUAUUUCAGUAUUAAAUUUAAAUUUACAAUGGUAACUUUAGUUCAAAUCCAUUGUGGUUCAGUUAUUAGCUCACCUGGCUUUACUAGUCAUAAAGUACUGAAUGUUUUUUAACGUGGUCAGAAACAUCUUUUAGGAAUUUCAUUGGAUUUCAAUUUAAGGGUCUGAUAAAAUUUUCUCAAACAUUCACUGUAAAUAAUGUCAGCAUUUUGUUUGGAUUACUACUUUUGUUUUGGUGACAUGCUGUUUAUAUGGGCAUAAAUUGUGUGUUGAAAGUUAUUGUCAGGUUUUAUGUUAAUGAUAUUGUUGUAGAUUCAUAAUUUUAUGAUGGAAUGUGAGCAUAUUUUUGUAAAUCUAUCUUUAAAAGGUAAAACCCAUACAUUACAUUUGCUCUUAGGAUUGGCUAAUAUUUAUCACAGCAACAACACCGGAUGUUGUCCAUAUACAUUCAAAACUUCAAUAUGUCCAGCAUCCAGCAUGUUGUUUCUUUUUGAAUGAUUUGUUGAUACAUUGACAUCAUCAGUGAUAUGUCAUGAAUUUAUUGAAAUUUAGAAGAUAAUUCUAGUUAAUUCUUGUUACAAGUGAAAUUUGAGUAUUUUACUUUUUUUUAAUCUACCAAGUAUCACUAGGCUCCUUAAUAAAUUCUGAAAAAUACCUUUCUUGUGUUCAUGUCAUAUUAUUUGGAUUUCUUGUACAUUCUCUUAACACUUAUAUUAUUGUGCUAUAUUUGAAGUGAUUGUUAUCAUUGGCUGUCAUUUACAUCUUUUCUUUAAGAAAGUGUGUUCUGAAAUUUUAAUUGGUACCAUGGAAAAUGAUUAUGUGUAUGUGGUAAAAAUUAUUUAGAUGAGAAAUAAUAGAUGACAUUGAUUAAGAUGGAAUUGAUUGUUUUGGGUUGCUAGUUAAAAAAAUUGUGCCAAAAUUUGUCAAAAUUAACCAAAUAUUCACAUCUGCAUAAUAUAUGCAAAGUAAAUAGUGCCAUUAGAGGUUACAUGGUAACUGUACAGUAGAUGAAAUGACAGAUGCAUUUUAUUUUAGUUGUAUCAGGGAUGUAUUCUUUGGAUUUGGGGGACCAAAGAAUUAAGGCCAAACGGUCCCAUUGUUUUUUGUUGCAUAUGUUUGUUAUGACACAGAUGGAAAAACAAGAUAUCCUGCAGGUUUCCAUUGAAAUUACGUUAUGCUGAUUUCAUUUUGGAAGUUUGAUAUUCCGAUUUUUUUAAAAGAAAUUACUGUACACAUCUUUCUAAAACUUCAUAUGCAGGCCUCCUUUCCUGUUUUUAUUGGCCCUACUUAUAGGGAAGAUUAAAAAGCAAAAAGAUCAAUCUUAUCAUAAAAAAAUCUUUUGGUUGGCACCAAUAUAUGACCUUGUGUUGGUAUUUUAGUUCAUUAAGUAUGUUUAAUAUCAUUGUAUGAAAUACUGAUU
This is a messenger RNA of Pecten maximus, 2675 nucleotides long. RefSeq lists its product as uncharacterized. The record is from RefSeq and is a predicted model, not a curated record. Lineage: Eukaryota; Metazoa; Mollusca; Bivalvia; Pectinida; Pectinidae.